AAUCAAAUUUUCACUUAUUUGACACGCUCAUUUUGAAUGAAUGUAGCUUUAUACGUCUAUAUGUAAUGAAUGGUAAUGAACAACUCUUUUGGGCUCCUCAUUAUAGCAAAAUUUUGGGGCCUGAGGCAAAGACGAGCAAAAAAUUCCUUGCUCGUCUUUGCUUAGGGUUGGUACUGCUUCUUCUCCACAACACUGUUCUCCCCCGGCUGGUGAACCCAAAUUUUGUGGGUAUUUAACGUUUCUACUAAAGAAUUGCCUGCCAUAUGUAUAUAGACGUUACUACAAGUGAAUUGCUUAUAUUCUGAACCCCCUUUUAGUUAACUGAUUAUGAUUAUUUGUAUUCACUGAACUGCACUAUCACAUGAGUAGAGCAAUGUAUUGAUAAGACUGUUGUAUCCUCGUCGCUUUCGUUCUCUCCUGACUCAAUUUUGUAUCCGUAGGUCCUUUUUCCAGUAUUUUAGAAAGUCUAGGAUGAUUUCCUUUUCCAUCGGUUUUUUAAUAUUUAAUAAUUUCUAGUUACAGGCGCACGUUACCUUUGUAGAGGGUAGGGUUCUGAUGGGUUUCCUCAAUGAUAUAAGGAAGUGGAUUUCUGUUUUAAGAUGAGUUUCAUUGCCUCUGUGUCUAAUAACCAAAGAAGAGAAAAGUACUUUCUAUGGCUUCUCAUAAAAUUUUCUAACAAAGGACAGUAUCUCCACGCAAUGUCUCUUCAUGCAGUAGUUGUUGCUGUAUUCAUUUGAGUAGUUAUUGUAACAUUUCCCAAAUAGAGUUUGAUAACUCCAAUAGUAUGUAAAAGAGUUCUUGGGUUUUCCUGGGAAACAUUUUCCCUUUUUAUUUCUAUUCCUAUCUCCCCAACUCUUUCCCUCCCCAAAGUCCCCAUGCACAUGGCUAACCUCUUCACCGUGGGCGAUUCAAGAAUCAAAGAACAGUAGGAAGCAAACUGGUUCCUGUACUUCCAUUGAACUACUGCUGGGAAUUGGUCUCUUUUGUAGUUUAUGUUUUACUGGUGGUCUUAUAAAUGCAAAGAAAAUCUAAAAAAUUACUCUCAUGAUCCAUCAACCUAAAUCUGUAAGAAAUUUGCUGCCCAUCUCAAUAGUGGGAUACUGGGAUUCCAUUUGAAUCCCUUUUUCUUUAAACACUUAUUAGGGCUCUUUUUGGGUAUUGGAUUGGUGGAGGGAUUUGAGAUAGGAAAAGAAAAAGUAUGGGAUUUCCCUCUGCAAAUACUAGGUGUGAAGCUUUUAGCCUCUUUUUUUCCCUGCCACAAACCCGACCAAAAAUCCUAGAUCCAAAUACAGCCUCACUGAUUGCUGGCUUUCAACUAAAUAUGUUAUCAUCCUUGUUCCAUUUCCUUUCUGGAAGUUGUAUUAGCGGUGGAGCAAUAUGUUCAUGGAGUUGGCUACAUCUUCUGGUUGUCCGGGCAUGAAACUUGAGUGCCCAUUUCAGAAGAAUUUUGGGAAUUUUUUCCGCCCUGUAGAGAAGCAUUCAGAGACUAAGCAGCAGCGCCCAGGCUCAUGGUUUUCGACAAAUGCAAGAAAUGCCAUAUUUGCAGCAGGUCCCUCUCUGAGAAUGGAAUCUAAUGGGUAUUCAGGGAGAAAGAAUGACACGAACAGCAUUAAUAGAAUUUAUAGAAGGUUGGAUUCCUGUUUGGUGAUUCCUCCACCCAAUGGUAAAAAGCCACGUGCAAUUGUCAAAUUCCUUGGUGGCGCCUUUAUUGGAGCAGUUCCUGAAGCUACGUACAGUUAUCUACUCAAGCUUCUUGCAAAUGAAGGCUAUCUUAUCAUUUCUGUGCCCUAUAAUGUGACCUUUGAUCAUGCUCAAGCUGCUAAAGAGAUUUAUGAGACGUUUCAUGCCUGUUUUAAUAGAAUUUCAACAUCUGGUUUGCCCAGUGCCAACCUAACAGCUACUGAAUUCGUUCACCUUCCACUUUAUUCUGUUGGCCAUAGCAAUGGUGCACUUCUCCAAGCACUCACAGGAAGUUAUUUUUCUGAGAAGAUACCAGAGGCCAAUGCAAUAAUAUCGUACAACAACAGGCCAGCAACUGAGGCAGUCCCUUAUUUUGAGCAGCUAGGUCCUCUAGUCAGUCAAAUGGUACCUGUUGUGGAAGCAUCUCCAAUGUACUCCCUGGCUAGGAAUGCCUCAGGAGAUGCAUGGAAGGCGCUACUUGAUUUGGCUACAAGGAUACCAGAUUAUGAUCAGGAAGCUUUGGUUUCCCUAACCAAUUUUGUCGAUCAGUUGCCCUCGGUACUGAAUCAGGUCGCACAAGGCAUAUCAGAGUUCAAGCCACCACCUUCAGAGAAUCUUGAUUGUUUUAAGAAAUCAUACAAUGUGAAGCAUACUCUACUGGUGAAGUUCAAUUUUGAUGCAAUUGAUGAGACAGAUCGCCUUGAAGAGGCAUUGAAGCCUCGUGUGGAGUCUAUGGGUGGAACACUAGAGAAGGUUUUACUGACGGGGAAUCAUGUCACACCUUGCAUACAGGAACCAAGAUGGCAACCGGGCUACUUGUACACUCCAGCUGAUGCUAUUGCUCAAAGGCUCAAGACUCUUUCAGUGAACGACAUUAGAGUCCUUUCCAGAACCAUCUCCAACUGGUUUAGUUGUCUUGAAGAGAAAUAAUGCAAGUGCCACAGUUCACCGAAAACUGCUGUAUGCGGAUCACAAAAAUAAGCGUGACUGACUAUUAUAGUCCGACAGGUUGCAUUUUAAUGUCGCCGUCUUAGCCUCAAUCUUGAGGCAUUUGCUUUGGGUUGUGCUCAUACAUCCUGCAAAAUUAGCUCGAAAUCCUCAAAUUUUGCGGGCAUACUCCAAUCUUAUGACUUCAAUACUCACCAGUGAUGCAUAAAGGGGCAGGUACUGGGGACCUUAUCACCAACAAUUGUAACAAUUUUCAUAGCACAAUUUGUAAGAUGGUUUUGAUAUCGUAAAUGUUUGUACACCCAAAACAUAACCGGUUGCACUUCCGUUUGUGUACCUUGAAGCGUAAACUCGUGAGAAAAGAAGGAUCGGUUCAUUUUCUCAUUUUGUCACUUGGUAUAUAGGACGACUGAAGGGUUUUGAUGUAAUGAAAAUGUGAGAGAAUCCAUUUCGGUCU
This is a messenger RNA of Rhododendron vialii, 3085 nucleotides long. RefSeq lists its product as uncharacterized. NCBI's taxonomy places the organism in Eukaryota, Viridiplantae, Streptophyta, Magnoliopsida, Ericales, Ericaceae. The coding region runs from base 1378 to 2610 and encodes 410 amino acids. The record is from RefSeq and is a predicted model, not a curated record. The transcript is spliced from 9 exons.